GCUCUCCCUAUCCCCCCAGAACCUGCGCUGCCCUCUUAAAAUAAGCAGUGGGGGAAAUAUUCAAAGCCUUCCACCUCCUCUCAACCACACAUACACACACACACUUCUAGAGCGCACUGUGAAAACUUUCCCCUGCAACUGCUGAAUAGGUUAGUGCCUGCGACAGGACAGCACCGAGUGGGAAGAGACAGUGAAAGCGGAACGCAUAGCCGGUUACUAGCUGCCUGGGGUUCGGGAAUGGCGGAUAGUCGGAAUGGUCCAUUCCCUCCUUCCGAACCGCACAUGUGAACCGAACCCCGUCUCCUGUGGGUCGAUUUUGUUACGUAUUAGGAGGCAAAGGACAGUAAAGAGCGAGAAAGAGACGAUUGACGUAUCUAAGACAGCCUGUCGACACCACUCUCCUCUCAUCUCGAGAUGGUCUGCGCGCCAGGACAUCGAUGGUUCCUACUUACCGCUCUCUUGCACGCUGUUGCACCCCUGGACAUCCGCGAGAGACCAAGGCAAUGUGACCCACCGAAGUCGCAAAGUGACAUGAACUCAUUCCUCUGGACAGUGAAGCACCCAGCUCCCUACCCUCCAUCCUAUCUUUUCGGGACCAUCCAUGUUCCCUACACCCGUGUUUGGGACUUUAUCCCAGACGUCUCCAAACGGGCCUUCCAGACCAGCGCCAACGUAUUCUUCGAGCUGGACCUGACCGACCCCCUGACUAUCUCCAAGCUGACCAGCUGCCAGCUGCUGCCCCACGGGGAGAACCUGCAGACCCUGCUGCCCCGGGACCUAUAUCGCCGCCUCAAACGCCACCUGGACUACGUUAAGCACAUGAUGCCCUACUGGAUGACGGCGGACCAGCGGGGCCGGGGGCUGUACGCUGACUACCUCUUCAAUGCCAUCGCAGGGAAUUGGGAGAGGAAGAGGCCUGUGUGGGUGAUGCUGAUGGUCAACUCUCUGACGGAGUCAGACGUGAGGUCGCGGGGAACCCCCGUAUUGGACCUGUUCCUGGCCCAGGAGGCCGACCGCAUGGGGAAGAGGACAGGAGCGGUGGAGCGGGUGGAGGAGCAGUGUCACCCCCUCAACGGACUCAACUUCUCCCAGGUGCUGUUUGCCCUGAACCAGACCCUGCUGCAGCAUGAGAGUGUAAGAGCAGGCAGUCUGCAGGGCUCCUACACCACCGAGGACCUCAUCACACACUACAACUGUGGAGACCUCAGCUCCAUCAUCUUCAACCACGACACCUCACAGCUCCCUCACUUCAUCAACAGUUCCCUGCCGGCCCAUGAGAAGACCACGGCACUUCAGAUUGACAACUACUUCCGCCAGGAGCUCAUCUACAAACGCAAUGAGCGAAUGGCACGCCGCAUCUCCGCCCUCAUCCAGCGAAACCCCUCCCAGACCUUCUUCUUUGCUUUUGGUGCAGGUCACUUCCUGGGGAACCACAGUGUGUUGGACAUCCUGAGACAGGAGGGCUACAAGGUGGUGCAUGCACCAUCACACUACCAGGAACCAAUCACAGACUGUGAAAGAUAGGCCAGCCCGCUCCCAGCAGCCCCUUGGCAUGGCCACCUCACAGAAAGAGCCUCAACCAUCUGCCUCCUGAAGAGGGGUGCUGCAUCUCCUCAGUCUCCCCAGUGAACUUUCCCACCCCUGCAUUCCCACCCCUGGGACAGGCUCCCUAUCACCCUGCAAGCAGCAGCAGCAGCAGGACCUGGGGGGUUGAUCUAAGGCCCGUGCAGGUUGGGCCCAUUAAAAUAGCAGUGCUAAUGGUUGCAGCACUCACUGGAAACAGGGUGAAAAUGGACAAAUGAGGAACAACAAGGGAAAUCACAUAAAGCAGAGCUACAGUAAAACAUCUCCUCCAUCCACUGCUUUUACAAACUCACUUCCUUCACUGUGAAUUACAGCUAUAACAAAACCAUUCCUCCCUGGCUCAUACACAGAGCAGGCCCAGGCCCAGCCUCAGCCAAGCUGCGGGCCACAGCACUUCUGCUUUAAAAGCUGACUGAUUGUGGACUGACUGAUUGUGGUCGAAAAACACACAAAACUGCUCCAAACACUUUGUGCUCUCUGAUAUGAGGUGACAACAAUACAAUGUGGCAGGAAGCUUUUCCAGAGGUUAUGAAGUGUAAACCUCAAAACUGGGCCUGCACCCAGAGGCAUCAUGUGUUUUCUGCUCAAUAGAGAGAUUAUGACAAAAGGAACCAAAGCAAAGUGACUCAGUGUAGAGUGGCUGUAGCCCACAGCAGCCAGCAUCUGUAGACAGUGUAAUACUGGCUAACACAGAGCUGAACAGUGUGUGGUCUGGAUCUGGGGCCUCAUUGGGAGGUCAAACCUCCAGGGUGUUUACUGGAAAGCAAUAUGACCCUUCAUAUGCAUAGUAGGCAGAAGUUGCGCCUAAACGUUAAGGACAAUUUGAGUGUUUUCUGAUCCUAGAUCUAUGCCUACAGGCAACUACCGGUAAUCAGAUAGGGAAGGAAGUGGCAUAAAUGACAGGUAAGGAAUGUGGAUUAGUGUAGGACCAAGUUCCAAUGCUUUUGAAAUGUAUCCUCCUUUCCUGCUCUCGUAUGACGGUGUUGAUCAAAGCAAUGUAACGGAAACCUUACUUUGCCCUAUCUGACCGUGUUACAUCCUUGACUACUUCAAGCAAAUGAAUAUGGUAAGGAUACAUUUCUAAGGUAUUGAGUUGUCAGGGUGGUCAGAGGGGUUACAGCUUCCUCCCUUGUGGCUCGUGGCAGAUUUAGAUACUCAGUAAACUCUUUACAAGCACAGAGUACAUUGUGUCCCUGUUGGAAGUUCAAAGCCCUAGAGAGAACCGUGGUGGUCAGGUCACCUUAAACAACGCACCAUUUCACAUUCACACACAACCUCUAAGGAGAACCUCCCUAAAAUAUAUUACAUAACAUAAAUAAACUACUCACCAACAUUAUUCUGUUAUCUUUCAUCUAUUCUAGUGACGAGGGAACAUACAUCCAGGUCUAUAUCACAAUGUUCUAAUAUUUAAUAAGCAU
Messenger RNA from Oncorhynchus masou masou (cherry salmon), 3002 nucleotides. Its product is annotated as metalloprotease TIKI2-like. Gene Ontology annotation, cellular component: plasma membrane; organelle membrane. Gene Ontology annotation, molecular function: Wnt-protein binding; metalloendopeptidase activity. The transcript is spliced from 6 exons. The record is from RefSeq and is a predicted model, not a curated record. The coding region runs from base 415 to 1524 and encodes 369 amino acids. Lineage: Eukaryota; Metazoa; Chordata; Actinopteri; Salmoniformes; Salmonidae. Gene Ontology annotation, biological process: negative regulation of Wnt signaling pathway.